AUGCCUGCCAAUGCCAUCCAUGCCAAUUGCUUAUACGCGCUCUGCUGUUAUGCCGAAAAUGGGACAAGAGCGACAGACGAGGCUCUCGAAUUCCUCUACCCCCUCCCCAAGCCUGAGCAUCUUGCCGCGCUUCAGCUGAUACACACUUCUUCUCCUUGGCGCUUUCUGUGCUCCUUCCUUCUCCUCGCCGUCUUCAUCGUCCUCCAAGUUCCCCUCCACAACGCCUCGCAUGAACCAUCGGUCGUUGGCUCACCAAGACUACUGCUCCCUCCCAAUUGGUUCAGCGCAAUUCGGAGCGCAGUCGCCGUCUCGCAGUCCAGAGAGUUUCGAGACGGGAAUAUCCGAGGCGAUGCGUCCUGGAAGGCCCAGCUCGCCCAAAAGACCGCGUAUCUCACCUUCGCUCAUAAGCCCAUCGACUUCCCGAGUCAAGAGACCAAGGGCAGUAAGGCUCGGUUCCGUUUUGCCAACGGCCCUGAUAUGCUCGACCGCAUGCUGGGAAUAGUGGCCUAUCUUGAGGCGGGGGUGGGUGGUGAUGGACCCCGUUGUUGGGCGCAAAUUUUGAACCAGCAUCUCGAUGAGGGUAGACUUACCGGCGCCGUUGAGCCCGAGGAUACCGAUGCGGUCACCCAUACAUACUGUCAGGUUGAUUUCACCGACAGCCAGGGGUUGGCUUGGACGGUAGCGAUAGGAGGCAUCAUCGAGAGACAGCAGCGAUCCUGGAAAUCGCAAGUCUGGGGGCUCUGGUAG
This is a messenger RNA of Ustilaginoidea virens, 747 nucleotides long. RefSeq lists its product as uncharacterized. The record is from RefSeq and is a predicted model, not a curated record. NCBI's taxonomy places the organism in Eukaryota, Fungi, Ascomycota, Sordariomycetes, Hypocreales, Clavicipitaceae. The coding region runs from base 1 to 747 and encodes 248 amino acids. The transcript has 3 exons.